GUUUCUCCAGCCACACAAAUCAAAGUCCUUCACUCACACACCGCGUGAUGAACGGGAUACCUCCCCACAUUAACGUGUCUAUUAAAGCAGCAGCGCGUCUCUAUAAGAGCUGAGGAACAUCAUCGAGUCGGACUGUAGAGCACAACACACUCCUAUCAUGAAAACACUGCUGCUCGUGUGUGUGUUUCUGCUGCCUCUGCAAACACUCGCGCUGCCGCUGCGCAACAGAUUGAGUUUUCCAAGUAAGCCUGGGAAGCUUCCAGAAUCAGGAGGUGGUAUCGCCAAGGAAACCAUCACUAUUCCUUCAAUAGCUUCAAAUGCCGGGGCAAGAGAGCGCCGUGCGGUCUGGAGGGCCCUCCUGCAUAAAGGACCCCCGUCGAGACAGGCCAACACACCGGCCAAUCAAAACAGCAGCGCUCAGGGACAUUUCCGGGAGCGUCGGCAUGUCCUCAGAGGGUCACGCAGUCGCCAGCAGGGUCAGCUGAUGCGUGUGGGAUGCGUUCUCGGCACUUGCCAGGUACAGAACCUCAGCCACCGUCUCUACCAGCUGAACAGCCAAAGCGGGCGGCAAGAGUCGCCAAUCAAUCCCAGAAGUCCACAUAGUUAUGGAUAAGACUAUGACUGACCACACACUAAAAACCUUUCCAAAAAUGUGACAACAGAAGCCAACAGACACCAGCGGGCAA
Molecule: messenger RNA, 686 nt
Organism: Rhinichthys klamathensis goyatoka
Lineage: Eukaryota; Metazoa; Chordata; Actinopteri; Cypriniformes; Leuciscidae
Gene: adm2b
Product: adrenomedullin 2b
Exons: 3
Coding region: 158-613 (151 amino acids)
Biological process (GO): positive regulation of heart rate; regulation of systemic arterial blood pressure; adenylate cyclase-activating G protein-coupled receptor signaling pathway
Cellular component (GO): extracellular region
Molecular function (GO): hormone activity
Source: RefSeq, a predicted model, not a curated record